Nematolebias whitei (Rio pearlfish) is the source of this 2285-nucleotide messenger RNA. It is a transcript of the gene gas1a, whose product is annotated as growth arrest-specific 1a. Gene Ontology annotation, biological process: regulation of cell cycle. The transcript has a single exon. Lineage: Eukaryota; Metazoa; Chordata; Actinopteri; Cyprinodontiformes; Rivulidae. The coding region runs from base 492 to 1262 and encodes 256 amino acids. The record is from RefSeq and is a predicted model, not a curated record.
CAAGAGUUGCUGUUUUCCCCACGCACUAUUUGUUUGCGGUCCCGUGUGGACCAGUACAGUCCAGUGGUCCUGCGCACUCCAGCGGAGGACGCUCGGGACUCUCUGAGGACGCAGAGCGCAACAGGGACCCGCAGCGUGCGUGCACACGCAGUCGCCCCGCGAGCUCGAGUCACUCGGAUGUUAUGAACUUUCUUCUUGGGAGAACUUUUUUUUUUUUUUCCAUCUUCCAGUUGAGUUCUAACUUUUCAGUUUUCCCAACCUCGAGUCGUGAUGUAGCGGAUGUUUCGGUGAAGAAUCCGGCUCGAAUGGAUCAGCUCUAAACGGGUUUUAUGGGCCUGGGGUUCCACAGUGCCGUGCCAGCCCGUUGAACGCCCCCCACCACCCCCACACACACACACACCAUCUGCCCUCGGAAUAACUCCCCAGCGUGGACUAAUGUCCACGGAAGCGCAGCGCACCUUUGGCUUAUGACGCAGCUGUGAGUUGGAACCAUGGACGCGGCGGCGCGGAGCGUCCGCGGGUCCGUUUGGACUCUGGGCUGCCUCCUUCUCAUUUUCGGCUCCCCCUCCGUGGCGUCUCCCCAUCAUGGUCGGCGGCUGAUCUGCUGGCAAGCCAUCAUGAACUGUCAGGCAGAGCCCGAGUGCGGCUACGCGUACGAGCACUACAGCCGCGCGUGCGGCCCAGUGCUGAACGGCCACAAGAAGAAGUGCCCCAGCCACUGCAUCUCCUCGCUCGUGCAGCUCAAUCUGACCAAAAACGGCCCGGCUCUGGAGGAGUGCAGCUGCGGCAAGGACGCGCUGUGCGUCAGCACCAAGCGGGCCAUCGAGCCGUGCCUACCCAGGACUACGAGCACGGGCUGCACGGAAGCCCGGCGCCAGUGCGAGCGGGACCGGGAGUGCAGCUUCGCCAUGCAGGACUACCUGCAUCACUGUGGCAAACUUUUCAGCGGGGCUGUCUGCACCAACGCCUGUCGGAGCGUGAUCGCCAGCAUGCGUAAAAUCCCCAAAGCCCUGAAGCUGGACACUUGUGUUUGCGACGGGCCGGAGAGAAACAUCUGCGAGUUUGUGAAAAGCAGCAUGAAGGCGCUGUGCUACGACGACCCGGACCCGUACGACGAAGGCAGCGGGUUUGAAGACGACGACUACGGCGACGACGACCCGCCAGAUCCACCGGAGAAGCUGGGGAGCGGAGCCCCUCUCCCUGCAGCCCGCCGGGACUUCACCCUGCUGGCAUCCAUUUUGGCUCUGUUGCUCCUCUUUUAACUCUUGUCUGAGAAAAAGGAAAAGGCAGCGUGAACUUUUAAAACUCGCGGACACGAGCUUUGCGUUGUGCGCACAGUUCUUGAAACAUCUGGAUACUUCUAUGCAAGAACAGAACGACGGGAAGGAUCUGACAGGGGCUGCUCUUCACAGCUUUUGCUUAUGAGAUAAGCUAAAACUCUGAAAGUAAAAGGACACACGUUUGGGUUUGUUUUUUUUUUGUAUCCAAGCAGCUUAAUCAGUGUAAUCAGCUGUGCACUGCCAAUACUUUUAGUAAAACUAUUUUUCUAUGACGAACAGUUGCCACCUGGCACCAGGAGACCUGACUUUACAAGUAUUUAAUGUUCCAUGAACUUGUAAAUAGGAGUUAAAGUGAAACAGUAAUUUAUUACAUGGCUCCUUGUUGCAAAUCCAAAUUGUCAUAUAAAGACUGAGAAUUCCAGCUUUAAAGGGAAGUUAUUAUGACUGAAGUUAGUGUACAUUCACUGUAAAUAUAUACAUAUAUAUAUAUAUAUAUAUUCCUGCAGAGAAUCCUCUAUGUUUUAGGUUAUGAAAUGAUUUAUUCACAAUGUAAAGUCUAGAUAAAGAAACGUCUAAAUCCACUGUAAAACCGCCUUAAUGAUAUCCUUUUUUACAGAAGGCAUAAAGGAAACUUGAAGAUGAAAUUCGUGACUGUGAGUCCGUUUGUUGAUGGUGCCACGUGACUUCAGCAAUAAAUCAGUUGAGAAGUGAAGCGUUGUCAAAAGGUCUUUAAUGAGGCGGAGAUAUUUAUGACACUUGUUUUGCUGCUCAGUCACUUUGGGCUCCAGGAAACAAACAAAAAACAAAAAGUUGUGGCUUUUUUGUUGUUGUUUUUGUUUUUAAUAAGCAGGACAGUAAAUCUCGAGACAAGCUCUGACACUGAAACUGAGCAGAGAUCUUCAGAGGACAAAGAAACUAUUGAGAUUGUAUUAUUUCAUUCCUUUAAGUUGCAUCAGUUUGGAGUGUUUUGUUAUUUUCCACAGCUUCAUGUCACAGUUAAACAAG